Messenger RNA from Prunus armeniaca (apricot), 447 nucleotides. The record is from the annotation of a GenBank genome assembly. NCBI's taxonomy places the organism in Eukaryota, Viridiplantae, Streptophyta, Magnoliopsida, Rosales, Rosaceae.
AUGCCUGUUUAUCACAAUGGUGCCGUCCAUUUUGUUUCAGAUUGUGGAGAUCCUUUGGUGCGCAGAGGAAGUGUAUACUAUAGGCCAUAUAUUGUGGCAUAUGAUAUUAACAAUGAUACCACAAGAAAACUAAGACUGCCUAAUGAUGCAAGGAAGGGGUGGGAUGAUACUUUACACAAUAGCAAUUUGGGGAUUUUCAAGUGGGGAAGUAGGAAAAGUUCAUCUGAGUCAAUCUGCUUGGUAAGGCUGAAGAAGUAUGUGUUCACUGCAUGGGUUUUGAGAGACUACGAUUCGGUUUCAUGGAUUCGGAUUAUGAAAAGUAGGGUUAGAGCAAUGGGGUUGAUGGAGACUAACCCUAAUUAUAUUGCAGGGUUUACAGUCAUGAAUGGGAAGACUUUGCUAUUUGCAACUAGAAAGAAAGUCUAUAGAUAUAAUAUGAUGGGUUGA